Molecule: messenger RNA, 1197 nt
Organism: Trichobilharzia szidati
Lineage: Eukaryota; Metazoa; Platyhelminthes; Trematoda; Strigeidida; Schistosomatidae
Source: the annotation of a GenBank genome assembly
CGAAAACAGGGCGCAAUAUUCUUUGAAAGCGCUUCUCAGACGGUUUUACUAAUGCAAAUACUUUAAGGAUAGCGGUGUACCAGUUCAAUGGAUUUAAAAGCUGAGGUGUUUUUCCUCAUUGUGAAGCUUUUAGAAAACGAAGGCUGUUCAAGUGCAGCUGAGUUGAUAAAAAAGUUUAUUGACGAGAAAAAAUUGUUACCUGAAAGAAUUAACACAGCUGGAGUAUCAUUCCACAAUACAUAUGACAACUAUGAUAGUCUCCAUAGCUUGAGUAGCCCGUCUUUAUUGGUAGAAUAUUAUGAGCUUUUGAUGAAGCUGGUGCACGAUGGCAAAAGUUGCUCAUCACACGCGAAAACUUUGAUGGGAAUUCAAAGUAGGAUGAAAAAGUUGUUUCGUGCCAAAAGAACAGAAUUCAGUAUAGGCUUGAGAGAAUACAACAAGUCAAAGAAAUUGUUGUUGAAUCACCUACAUCGAUGCUCGAAGCUUCAGUUUCAUAUCCUCGCUCAUCGUACUGCUAUAUACUGUUUGGAGUUUGACAAACGUGGCAAAUAUGUUUUCACGGUAGAGUUAACAGAAUUUCUGUUUUAUCAGUUGAUUGACUUGGUUUUGGUGGUGUAUGCAGUGAAUAAAACAAAAGUAGCUUUUACCGUUUCAGCUUCCAGUGUCAUCUUUAAGCCUUAUGUAAGCAGUUGUUUUGCCACGGAAUGGGAUGGAUUUCGGGUCACACUUUAGGCAGGGCCUGGACACUAUUUAGUUACGUGAUGAUUUAAUAUGAUUCAACCGGAGUUGCUGCAAAGCUCUGCGAAUGAAUGCCAGAAAAUAAAGAUCUUAGGGACUGUGCAGCAAGAUUGCUGAUGAUGUGUGAACAUAACUGAUGUGACACUAGUUGCGACCUGCAUAUCAGACAGAUGGCUGUAAUUUAAUCAUAUGAAAAAUUUGAAAAGUAGUUUACUCGGUUACAAAUGUGAAGUUACUUCUUCAAGUGUCAUGAAAGGAAUAGUUACCAUAGAGUUUUCAGGCUCCUACCCUUGUACAAAUAUGCAUUUCAAUGGUUCAGUCCUCGGAUUGUUGAUGUACUUCUCUCCCGGGACGUGUGUGUAGACUCAGACCAUGCUGUGGUCCGUGAACGUUUAUGCUCACGAUUAAACAUACAUAAAAAGGGCAAUGAGGCUCUAACACCCUCAACUCGAUCAAGAU